Messenger RNA from Phaedon cochleariae (mustard beetle), 1164 nucleotides. Lineage: Eukaryota; Metazoa; Arthropoda; Insecta; Coleoptera; Chrysomelidae. The record is from the annotation of a GenBank genome assembly.
UUAUUUUCAAUGUUCGUUUUUUUGCAGUUACUACUCCCUCCCCUCCUGCACGGCCAUGGAUUCCCCUGACCAGGCCGUCUACAAAUAGGCCAACAUGUAUCUUUACUGUGAUGUGUUACAACGUUCUUUGUGAUAAAUACGCGACCAGACAGAUGUACAGCUACUGCCCGAGCUGGGCGCUCAGCUGGGACUACCGCAAAAAGGGCAUCUUGGAGGAAAUCAGGCACUACGGCGCCGACGUCAUCAAUCUGCAGGAGGUCGAGAUGGACCAGUUCUACAACUACUUCCUGCCCGAGCUCAAGAUGGACGGCUAUCAGGGCAUCUACUCGCCCAAGUCGAGGGCGAAGCAUAUGGCGGAGAGCGAAAGGAAGUACGUCGACGGCUGUGCAAUAUUUUAUAGGGAUUCUAAAUUUAAAUUAGUGAAAGAACAUCUUGUAGAAUUCAAUCAGUUGGCGAUGGCGAACGCUGACGGUUUGGAACACAUGUUGAAUAGGGUGAUGCCAAAAGACAAUAUAGGACUAGCUGCUCUCUUGCAAACGAAAGAUGCAGCAUGGGAUAACACAGCCGCUGCUGGUGUGCACGGCGCACGUGCAUUGGGAUCCGGAGUUCUGCGACGUCAAGCUCAUCCAGACGAUGAUGCUGUCGCAAGAGCUGAAGACGAUCCUCGAGGAGUCCGCGCAGACCCUCAAGACGCUCAGCAUCAACACGGAUCCCAGCAACAUUCAGCUGGUGCUGUGCGGCGAUUUUAAUUCGCUGCCUGACUCGGGCGUGAUCGAGUUCCUGAGCACGGGCCGCGUGUCGCAGGAUCACAAGGACUUCAAGGCGCUCAGCUACAAGGCCUGUCUCGAGAAGGUGCUCAGCUGCGACAAGCCGAACGAGUUCACGCACAACUUCAAGUUGGCUUCGGCCUACAACGACGAGAUCAUGCCCUUCACGAAUUACACCUUCGACUUCAAGGGCAUCAUCGACUACAUAUUCUACGCGAAACAGACGAUGACGCCUUUGGGGCUGCUCGGGCCCCUAUCGCAGGACUGGCUGCAGCAGAACAAGGUGAUCGGCUGCCCGCAUCCGCACGUCUACUCUGAUCACUUCCCCUUGCUGGUCGAGCUGGAGAUGGUGCCGACGAUCACGUCGUCGAUGAACGGCCUCAUCGGCCACAGGUGA